Drosophila willistoni is the source of this 581-nucleotide messenger RNA. RefSeq lists its product as uncharacterized. The transcript has 2 exons. The coding region runs from base 229 to 552 and encodes 107 amino acids. The record is from RefSeq and is a predicted model, not a curated record. Lineage: Eukaryota; Metazoa; Arthropoda; Insecta; Diptera; Drosophilidae.
AUCAGAAAAUUAAGAUAAAAGAGCUCUUGAUGUAAUUAUUAGAUAAGAUAUCAUCAGAUAUCGAUUGUGGGCCGUAAGGGUGCUUCUGUUUGGCCAUUUCUGGCCAGUUUUUAGUUAUGUAGCCAUUUGUAGUGAGGCACCCGCCUGCUUAUUGAAAGCAAUGGGAAGACUGUGUAGACCAGGAAAAAGUUACUUCAGUUGCCUCCACGUUUUCCGUAUUGCAACAAUAUGUUUGGCAAACUCCAUUGGUACGAGUUCAGUGUGCUCCUAAUUAUAUUUCUGGUCAUUGUCUAUAUAUCUGUGAGCAAAUAUGUGUGCAAGAAAUGCAAAAGGGAUAAUCCUGCCAGAGCUAGUGCCCCACCAAUGAGCAGAUUCAGCGCCUCCUUUCCAACAUCACCAAUGGCCAGUCUGCGACACUGUUCGGUGCCAGCAGGUGAGCAGAUUCCAAAGAACUUGACAUUGAAAACCCAUUUUCCGACUCUCUGUUUCCCCUUGUGCCACAAUAAAUUUGUUUGUGUUUCCCACGGUAUUAGUUUACCAGCUCUGAAAUAAUUAGCGAUUUAUGUAUGUUAAUUGCUUUU